AUGCUCGAAUGGUACAGAAAGAAGGAUCCUAAGGCUGCACUUGUGACUGGUGAAAAUGCUCCAGGGAAUAAUCAAAUGAGUAGUCCAAUGGUUCAGAAAGAUUUGGCUAGGGCUUGUGCAGAGGAGACAAGUGAGUUAAUUAAAAGUGAAAUAGGAGAUCGUUGUUUUGCGGUUCUUGUCGACGAGGCUCGUGAUGCAUCUAUUAAGGAACAAAUGGCUGUGGUUGUGAGGUUUGUCAAUGAUAAAGGAAGUGUGAUUGAGAGGUUUCUUGGCAUUGAACAUGUUUCUGACACCACAUCAACUUCACUAAAAGAAGCAUUGGAUACUAUGCUUAGAAGAUAUGGUCUAUCUAUUUCCAAGAUUAGAGGGCCAGGAUAUGAUGGAGCUUCAAAUAUGAGAGGACAAUUUCAUGGGUUACAAAGAUUGUGCUUCUUGCAAGAGGAAAGAUCAACUCCUUCAAAGUCAUCAUGA
Messenger RNA from Setaria italica (foxtail millet), 471 nucleotides. RefSeq lists its product as uncharacterized. Lineage: Eukaryota; Viridiplantae; Streptophyta; Magnoliopsida; Poales; Poaceae. The record is from RefSeq and is a predicted model, not a curated record. The coding region runs from base 1 to 471 and encodes 156 amino acids. The transcript has 3 exons.